AAACCGAGGUCUGCAAGUGACGUGCUUCUAGUUUAGUCCAGAACUCCCGCUCUAUUGGUCGUCGUGCAACCCUACGGAAUAGGAGGGAAGUCAUGUUCAGAUUACUGAUACCGUGCCUGAUAUGGCUGACAACGGUGCGUUCGGAGACCGGAAUGCAAAUGGACAUGCCGGUUGGGUCGCCGAUGGAGAAAAUAUCAGACCCUUCGAUGCUGAAAGCGAAGAGAGAUUCUAUCCACGACCCUUGCGGACCGCACUACCCGCAGAUUCCCGUUUAUUCACCACCACCGGUCUACGUUAAACCCUUGAUCCAACCGACUUAUUUGAAAAAAGAACUGGGCGCAGCACCCUUAGCUCAUUUGCAAUACAUUCAACAACCGCACGCUUAUCCUGCCGUGGUGCCCAAGCCGGUCAUCAACUACGUAAAGCCGGCGGUACCUGUGUUGAACUAUCACGGGGUACAGCAUCAAUCGUUGCAGUAUAUCAAACCCGCGACGCCCAUUUACCAAAACCCUAUGCCCUACGCACCGGUCUACCAAAAGCCAUUGCAUUACGCGCCUAUGUAUCAGAACCUCAUGUACCACGAUGAGAUGCCGAAGAUCUUCUUCAAAAAAUACGAGGCACCUGUCGCCCAGGUUCUCUACCAGAAACCGCUAGUGCAUGCACCCGGUGUUCAGUACGCGACGCCGAAAGUGGUGCACGUGCAACCACCGCAGGUGUCCUACGCGAAACCCGUGAUUCAUUCACCAUCACCACCCGUGUACGCUCCGCCGCCAGUUCACAAUUCCGUUAUAGUCAAGCCUCAUUGUGAGUAGAUCGCUCUAUCAUCUGCGAUGUUGAUGUAUCGACCUCUGCGGAAUCCCUAAACGUGUUAAACAAUCGACUGGCGAUUUUAUGCCGGAUCUGCAUUCCGUAAACAAAAAAUAUAAAAGGAAUAAAAUGCGUAUAAAAAAUUGUAAAAUAUAUUGUAAAUUAAUAUUUAAAAUGUAUCUAUAUUUAAAAUUGUAAAUUUGAAUAACGCAUUAUUUUUGUACGGCGAUUUAUACAUUGUAGAAAUAUGAGCUAUCAAAAUAGAAGAAAGCAAAUUGUUGCAAUUAGCGCUUAAACUUAAUCUGAAAUGUAUAAUAAAAUGAUUUUCUUUCU
This is a messenger RNA of Pogonomyrmex barbatus (red harvester ant), 1140 nucleotides long. RefSeq lists its product as uncharacterized. The record is from RefSeq and is a predicted model, not a curated record. Lineage: Eukaryota; Metazoa; Arthropoda; Insecta; Hymenoptera; Formicidae.